AUGGUGGGUGUGUCUGCAAUGGGAGUAGUGGUUCUCAUCUUGCUGUCACUGUGUUGUUUGAUUUCUGGAAAAGCUGCGGAAUUUUCAGAGAUAAGUCAACUUCUGGAGUUGAAGAACGCCAUUGUUGACCAUCAUAACAUGCUCUCAACCUGGAAAUCUUCAAACCCAAAUCACUGUUCCUGGUUUGGAAUCACGUGCAAUUCACAUGGUAUGGUUUCUGAGUUGAGGAUACCAGGAGGUAAUUUUGUUCAUUCUGGUUCUUGUUUGAGUAGUAAAUAUUCUGAUCUUGCAUUGCAUGGUUCUGAGAUUGUGAGGGAUUGUUCUUCGUUAAAGAAAGGGAGAUUUUUAGGGGGGAAACUGUCGAAUGUAAUUGGGAAAUUUUCAGAGCUUAGGGUUCUAUCGUUUCCAUUUAAUGAAUUUAGGGGUGAAUUACCUAAUGGGGUCUGGGGGUUAACGAAACUUGAAGUGAUUGACAUCGAAGGGAAUUCGAUUACUGCAAAUUUAUCUACAAUCAACUUCAACAACUUGAAGAAUUUGCAAGUUUUUAAUCUAGGGUUCAACAAAUUAUUUGGAGAAAUCCCUAAUUCUCUCUCAGAAUGUGAAGCUUUAAGCUUAUUAAAUCUUGCUGGAAACCAAAUCGAAGGGUAUGUCCCUGAUUUUCUUGGUAACUUUGUGAAGUUAAAAGGGAUUAAUCUGUCAUCAAAUCAAUUUAUCGGAUCAUUACCAGAUGAAUUCUGGAAUAAUUGUCAUGUUCUUGAGCACGUUGAUUUUUCCAGUAACUUCUUGACAGGUAAAAUCCCUAAAAGUUUUGGAAAUUGCAGCAAUUUGAGAACAAUGUUGCUCUUUUCAAAUGGAUUUUCUGGUGUUCUUCCUUUCGAGCUUACAAACCUUCAAAUGCUUGAAGUUCUAGAUGUUUCCAGAAACAGAAUCAGUGGAAUUCUUGAUGAAAAGCUUCCUGUUCGUUGUAUGCGAGUGUUUGAUGUUAGCAGAAAUCUCAUGUUUGGAUCCAUUCCUGAUUUCAUCAACCCUUGUCAUCUAAACAUUUCGCGACACUCUGAUCCUGUCGCUAAAUAUCUCUCCCACCUCACUUAUAAAACUCGAGUAGAAACCCGUCUUCCUUUUUCCCGAUUUACCCCUGCCAUGAUCCAUGAUUUCAGUGACAAUAAUUUCACAGGUCCAAUCCCAUUGCUUCCUAUGAUAUCAAGAACAGGGAAGAAGAUCGAUUACGCAUUUCUAGCAGGUGGGAACAAGCUUUCCAGUGGUUUAUUUCGCGAAAAUCCGUUUAAAAAACUGUCAUAA
Messenger RNA from Lactuca virosa, 1299 nucleotides. The record is from the annotation of a GenBank genome assembly. Lineage: Eukaryota; Viridiplantae; Streptophyta; Magnoliopsida; Asterales; Asteraceae.